This is a messenger RNA of Rhodofomes roseus, 861 nucleotides long. RefSeq lists its product as uncharacterized. The record is from RefSeq and is a predicted model, not a curated record. Lineage: Eukaryota; Fungi; Basidiomycota; Agaricomycetes; Polyporales; Fomitopsidaceae. The transcript has 2 exons. Bases 1 to 861 code for a protein of 286 amino acids.
AUGACCACCGCCAAGUACCACCUCCGCCCCAUCGCCCCCGUCCACAUGGGCGAGCCGCCCCUCUCACCCUCCAUGACCGCCUCGACCGGCAGCGAGCGCAGCCCGACCUCCGGCCCCUCCAAACGCGCUUUCCUCCCACCCGCGCCCUCAGCGUCCCGCCAAUACCGACCCAUUUCGCCCACACUUCGAGAGCUGGAACUCUCCCCGGUCGACGCCUCCGCCUCGCCCAUGCCGCGCCGCGGCGGCUUCCCUGCGCCCCCGACGGGCCACGAGCUCAUGGCGCUCUUCCCCCUGCCGCCGCCGAACGCCGCCAUCGGCCCGACGUCCGGCUUCUUCUUCGAGCAGGAGCGCGCCUUCUUCGCCCGCAAGGGCAAGGAGAUCGUCGCCGUGCAGAUCGAGGUCGACAUGCACCCGCACCCGCAGUCGCACCCUGCGCACCCGCAGCAGGUCCCCGUGAGCUUCGGCGAGCACCCGGCCCGCCAGGCGUCGGGCUCCCCGCAUGGACAUGCCCUUGCGCCGCCGCCCCAGGGCACGUCCCCGCCGAUCAUCCCUGUCCUUGCACAGUCUACGUCGGCGCCCUCGCCGUACCCCCCACACCCGCAUUCUGUGCCGCCGCCACAAGCACACGCACACGCACGGACGACACCGCCGCAUGCCCCUACGGACGUCCAGAUGCAGCCCCCGAUGCACCCACCUGCGCCGCCUCCGCCCGCGGGCGAGCAUGGAAGCAAGCAGCAACAGCAGCAGCAGCAGGGGGAGGGGUACCCGGAGGAGGACGAUGAGGCGUGGAGGAGGCCGAUGCCGCACAAUGAGCGGAGACGAGCGGGGAAGCAUACGAAGCGGGUGAUCGUCGUGAAAUGA